CCUUUAUUUGUUUCUCCAUUUGCGAAGGAAGGUGAAGUAGAAAUAGAAGAAUAAGGCUAUGGUGAAUUGGUUCAGAUAAGGAAGAUGACAAUUCAAUCACUGCCUUCAAUCUGCCGCCCAUCCAUUUCUCUCUUCCAUUUCAUCUCUUUCGAUUCCCAUUAUCCUCUCAUUCCUGCAAUUUCUCCACCCACUAGAAGAGCUCUCUCUUUCUCUGCACUCAUAUCCACCGCCAUUUCAACCUUCCCUUCCUCCUCUUUCGCCGCUCCUUCCAAAUCCGCCGCACCGGAUUUCUUCGACCUCCCGGACUCGGCCGGCGUCAAGGCGCUGGAGCUUCGCACUGGCUCGGGUGAAACCCCCAUUGACGGAGACCAGGUUGUGGUUCAUUACUACGGAAGGUUGGCAGCAAAACAGGGAUGGCGCUUCGAUACAACAUAUGAUCACAAAGAUGAAAACGGGGAUCCCCUUCCUUUUACGUUUGUUCUUGGCUCUGGGAAAGUUAUUGCGGGAAUGGAAGCAGCUGUGAAGUCCAUGAAAGUUGGUGGCAUCCGUAGAGUCAUCAUUCCACCAUCCCAAGGAUAUCAGAAUACGUCUCAAGAACCCAUUCCACCCAAUUACUUUGACAGGCAAAGGCUAUUUACCACCAUUUUUAAUCCAACACGUUUGGCAAAUGGUGAAGGUUCGAGCCUUGGGACUUUGAUAUUUGACAUUGAGCUACUUCAAAUAAGGCAUCUCACCAAUAAGUUUGCAUCUCCAGGUUCUUGAAAACACACCAAUUCUCUACUUUUUAUACACCACUGUGAUUGUAUUUAAGUUUUGUGCAUCAUAUACUAGCUACCGUAGUGAAUCCAAAACUUCAUAGUAGAGGGCACAAUUGUUUAUAAGAUUAGACGUUUAGUCCAUGUACUUGUAAAUUUGUAUCUUUAUAUAUAAAUCUUUUUAGUAGAAAUGGAUGCAGAAGGUUUGAACCACAUACCUUUUGAAUCUCAACCUAUAUUGAUGUCAAAUGAUGUAAGUUGUUGACAAUUUGUGUCUAUAUAUAUGGUCACUAAACUUUAAAAUGUGUA
Molecule: messenger RNA, 1064 nt
Organism: Cucumis sativus (cucumber)
Lineage: Eukaryota; Viridiplantae; Streptophyta; Magnoliopsida; Cucurbitales; Cucurbitaceae
Product: peptidyl-prolyl cis-trans isomerase FKBP17-1, chloroplastic
Exons: 4
Coding region: 85-762 (225 amino acids)
Molecular function (GO): peptidyl-prolyl cis-trans isomerase activity
Source: RefSeq, a predicted model, not a curated record